CGGCCUGAGUGUUGGUGAUCAGCAGUAGUCAGUGACUAUCAGUGGCUAUCGGUGGUUGUUUCUGUGUGUUACAGCUGGUUGAUGGCACAGCGAUUUAUGGAGUACAUAUCGGGAAAUGAUUUGAUGGCGAUUAUUACUCGCGUUAAUCUGACAGCACGUUGUCAAUAAUGAAAAGAAGAAUAUCAGUUCAUGUCCGUACGCUCGCGCGCUUACACCGUCUGCACGUCACCGCACACGCCUACCGAAUGCCGAUAAGAGACGACGGUAGAUAGAUUGUAGAACCUCUGUGUCGAAUCACCGCAUUGUCACAUGUUACACGCGCGAAGAAAAUGAGCAUUUUGCGAAAGAGAUUGAGCGAAUUCGACGAUGUUCUCAAUGCGGAUGAGAUAGAUACAGUCAGUCUUGGCAAAAUAUGUUUCCAUGGUAUACCUGAUGAACCUGGUGGACUGAGGCCUCUGUGUUGGAAGUUAUUGCUUAACUAUUUGCCAUCUACAAGAUCUAGUUGGAUAGAGACUUUGAAGCGCAAGAGGGAGUUGUAUAAUACAUUUAUUGAAGAUCUCAUUGUUAUGCCUGGAGAAUCUAAUACGGAUGACAAAGAAAGAGUCGAUGUAACAUUACACGAUCAUCCUCUUAAUUUAAAUCCGGACAGUAAAUGGCAAACGUACUUUAAAGAUAAUGAAGUUUUGCUCCAGAUUGAUAAAGAUGUUAGGCGACUAUGUCCAGACAUAUCAUUUUUUCAACAAGGCACUGAUUAUCCAUGUCAAAAGAUAGUGAAUGCCAAUGGUCAGCAGCGUUUGCAUAACAGAGUUCAACACACCGUGCUGAAAAGUGCAAAUGUUGAACGAAAGGGAUUAGGAGUGACCAAGAUAGCAGUCUCUGUGAGAAAGGCGGCAGAAGACUACGCGCCAUUGGCUGAAGGCGGUGAAGCACAUUGGGAAGUGUUAGAGCGAAUACUUUUUUUAUACGCUAAAUUAAAUCCUGGCCAAGGUUACGUACAGGGUAUGAAUGAGAUAGUUGGGCCUAUAUAUCACGCAUUUGCUUGCGAUCCUGAUCCCACAUGGAGAAAAUACGCUGAAGCAGACACGUUUUUUUGUUUUACAAACUUAAUGGGUGAAAUACGUGAUUUCUUUAUAAAGACACUGGAUGAAGCUGAAUUUGGAAUUAAUUCAAUGAUGAGUAAAUUGACCAAUCAAGUUAGAGUCAAUGAUCCCGAAAUUUGGUUGCGUCUGCACCAGCAAGAACUGUGUCCACAGUACUACAGCUUUAGGUGGUUGACGCUUCUUCUUUCGCAAGAGUUUCCUUUACCGGAUGUUAUGAGAAUAUGGGACUCGUUGUUUGCUGAUGAGAACAGAUUUAGUUUUCUUAUACAUAUCUGCUGUGCCAUGAUCCUAUUAUUGCGGGACCAAUUAUUGGCCGGCGAUUUUGCUACCAAUGUUAAACUCUUACAGAAUUUUCCAUCAAUGGACAUACAAAUUGUGCUCUCUAAAGCCGCUGCUCUAGCAGGCAAGACUUUAUAACAUGACCGUUAAUUAACGCAUGGACAAAAUGCAAUAAUCUCUCAGCAUGUUGAGAAUAUCAUGGUUUUUCUUCUCUCUUCUUCCGUCACAACUACGGGCGUGUAUAUCGUAAACUAUAAUUUUAUACACAUCACAAAUGCAUUAUUUCCAAGGAGAGAAA
This is a messenger RNA of Linepithema humile (Argentine ant), 1677 nucleotides long. Its product is annotated as TBC1 domain family member 13. NCBI's taxonomy places the organism in Eukaryota, Metazoa, Arthropoda, Insecta, Hymenoptera, Formicidae. Gene Ontology annotation, molecular function: GTPase activator activity. The record is from RefSeq and is a predicted model, not a curated record. Gene Ontology annotation, biological process: activation of GTPase activity; intracellular protein transport.